CUCUGCUAACAACAUGGCUGCUGAGGAUCUGCCGUCUGAAUUUGACGUCGUCAUUCUGGGCACAGGUCUUGCUGAGUCAGUGGUGGCAGCAGCUUGCUCCAGAGUGGGACAGAGAGUUCUGCACCUGGACAGGAGAAGUUAUUAUGCAGCGAACUGGGCCAGCUUCACCUUUAACGGCCUGCUCACCUGGAUACAGCAACGUAAUGAGGAGCCUCAGCCAGAGGAGGUCCAGGAUUGGUCGAGCCUAUUGGAGGAAGGGGAGGAGCUGAUCUGUCUGUCCAACUCAGACUCCGCCUCCAUCACCAACCUGCAGGUGUUCUGUUUCACCAGUGAGGAAGACGAAGAGGAGGAAGCGCCAAACACCACAGAAGAAGAAAAGGGUGGAGGAGCUGAUGAAGAAGAAACUGUUAAAGAAACACCAGAAGAAGAAUCUGCAGUUUCAAAAGAAGAAGAAUCAGAGCGAGGACAGGAAGCAGCAGACACACAGGAUGGAGGAGGAGAAGAAGAACAGGCCGCCCAGACGGAGGGGGCGGAGCCAGACACAGGUGAACCAUGCCCCUUGGCUGCUCCCGUCCAAUCAGAGCCAACCAAGAAGAAGAUCAGCUACGCUCAGCUGGUGAAGGAAGGACGGAGGUUCAACAUCGACCUCGUCUCCAAGCUGAUGUAUUCUCGCGGCUCAUUGGUCGAUCUGCUCAUCAAAUCAAAUGUCAGUCGCUACGCAGAGUUCAAGAACAUCACCCGGAUACUGACCUAUCGCCAUGGCAACGUAGAACAGGUGCCCUGCAGCAGAGCAGACGUCUUCGCCAGUCGUCAGCUGACUGUGGUGGAAAAGAGGAAGUUGAUGCGUUUCUUGACUUCCUGUGCGGAGGAGACGGAGGAGCAGCAGGCCUACAACGGUCGGCCAUAUUUGGAGUUCCUGAGUGACCAGCAGCUCGGAGACAACCUCCAGCACUUCCUGUUUCACUCCAUCGCCAUGGCGACAGAAGACACUCCCACAGAGGCGGGCCUCGCCUCCACACGUCACUUCCUGCGCUGCCUCGGUCGCUACGGCAACACGCCCUUCCUGUUUCCUGUCUAUGGCCUCGGAGAGAUUCCCCAGUGCUUCUGUAGGAUGUGUGCUGUGUUCGGAGGAAUCUACUGUCUGAGACACUCGGUGCAGGCGAUGCUGGUCGACACGGCAACCAACAGGUGUAAGGCAGUGAUUGACAGCCGGGGACAGCGAAUCAGCUGCAGCCAUUUCGUGGUGGAGGACGGCUACGUGACGGCAGAGAGGAAGAGGCAGGCCACGCCCACCAGGUGUAUCUCCAGAGCUGUUCUGAUAACUGACGGCUCCGUUCUGCCCACUGACUCUGACCAACAGGUUUCCAUGGUAACGGUUCCUCCAAUAGAAGCGGGCUCUCCGGUGGUGAAGAUGGUGGAGCUCUGUCCGUCCACGAUGACCUGCAUGCCGGGAACAUAUUUGGUUCAUCUCACCUGUCAGUCAGUUGGCUCCGCCUACGAGGACCUGUCGCCCCUGGUUACCAGGAUGUUCUGCACUCCGGAGUCACAUGACCAAGGGCGUCCGUCUGUCCUCUGGUGUCUCUACUUCAACAUGGCCGACGGCGCCGCUGUGGAGGUCAAAGGUCACGACCUGCCGUCCAACGUCUACGUUUGUUCAGGACCCGACGCCGAGCUGGGCCACGAACGCACCAUCACACAGGCUGAGUCCAUCUUCAGUCUGAUCCUCCCUGAGGAGGAGUUCUGUCCUCCUGCUCCCAACCCUGAAGACAUCAUCUAUGAUGGAGAGAACACCUCCUCCUCAGCCGGGGGGGAGGGAGGGGAGGAGGAGCUGAAGGAGGAGGAGGGAGGGGAGGAGGUGCAGGAGGAGAAGGAGGUGCAGGAGGAGAAGGAGGUGCAGGAGGAGCAGGUGCAGGAGGACAAGGAGGAGAAGGAGGUGCAGGAGAAGGAGGAGGAGGAGAAGGAGGUGCAGGAGAAGGAGGUGCAGGAGGUUCUUCAGACUGAGGAGUAACAAACUAAAGUGUCUAAAUACAAACGCCAAACCCUCCUGCAGUGCAUUGUGGGUAACAGUUGCCUUCAGUUUAUUUUAUUUUUUUAUGUUUAUUUAAACGUUUAAAUAUGAAAUCAUUAAAAGCUUCAAC
This is a messenger RNA of Scomber scombrus (Atlantic mackerel), 2138 nucleotides long. RefSeq names its product CHM Rab escort protein (gene chm). Gene Ontology annotation, biological process: protein geranylgeranylation; intracellular protein transport; small GTPase-mediated signal transduction. The record is from RefSeq and is a predicted model, not a curated record. Gene Ontology annotation, cellular component: nucleus; cytoplasm; cytosol. NCBI's taxonomy places the organism in Eukaryota, Metazoa, Chordata, Actinopteri, Scombriformes, Scombridae. Gene Ontology annotation, molecular function: GDP-dissociation inhibitor activity.